Molecule: messenger RNA, 1650 nt
Organism: Alligator sinensis (Chinese alligator)
Lineage: Eukaryota; Metazoa; Chordata; Crocodylia; Alligatoridae
Gene: CCDC68
Product: coiled-coil domain containing 68
Exons: 11
Coding region: 167-1135 (322 amino acids)
Biological process (GO): intracellular signal transduction
Cellular component (GO): intracellular anatomical structure
Source: RefSeq, a predicted model, not a curated record
UGCUUAAGCAAAAUGCCACCUGUGGACAGGUCUAAAGAGCUGCAUUUCUGGAUCUGACUGGGCUGGAACCUUGUCAAACUGAAUACCUUACAUGGGAUAUCUUGGAGAGCAGCCUGGUUGGCAUUACAUUGGGAGUUAAAACUCAGAGCAACACAAUGCCCGAAUAAUGACAACCACCCUGGUACUCACAGAACGUAUCACAAGAGAAGACCGAGGCUCAGAUGGAAACUAUUUACUUUAUGGUUCCUCAUGUGCCCAAAUCUCUGAAGAAACUGAAUAUGUAAAAAAGGUUAGAUCCACACUAGCAAAGAUUCAAAAUCAGCAGCCUUUGCAAGCCUCUGAUGGAACAGAAUGUGAGAAGGAUGCUCUUAGCUCCAGCUACGAUCCAAUCAUGGCAAAGAUGAAGGAGACGGACAAACAGCUUGCAUGUAUAAGCAGGGAGAAUGAAAUUCUCAAGAUCAAGCUGGAAGCUACGAGAGAGGCCGGUGCAGAAUCUCUCAGACAUGCCUCACGGAGGCUCUAUGAGAAUUACCAGAGACGGUCCGAAGAAUUGAAAAAAGGGUGUGAAGAAGAUAAACGCCUAAUGCAGGCCAGCAACACUGACAGAGAACAAAAACUCAAACAAAAUGCAGAGAAUGUCAGUUGCCUUACUGAAAGACUUGAAGAAAAAUACAGCCGGAUUGCAGAAACGGAGAGACUAGUGCAAAGGAUGGAAGAGGAAAAGAAAAUUUUGCUAGAAAAGAAACGGUCAUUUGAAGAGAUGCUCCUGCACAUGAUAUCAAACCAUGAAGAUGCUAAACGGUGUGUGGAUCUUCAAGAGGAGCUUUUCAGUCUGCAACAGCAGAUCCGUCAUUUGCAGAAUUUGAUCAUGUUCCAGAAUCAAGGCCUACGCAGUGUGAUACAGGAGAUUGAAGAAUUGAACAGAGAACUAAAAAUCCAAGAUAAAACAAUAGAGGAUCUGAAAGAAAAGAUAAAUAUGCUUGAAGCUCAGAAUAAAUUACUUAAAUACAAAGUGGAAGUGUCAUCUGUCCAGUCAACAAUGAAGGUUUCAAAAGCUGUCUCAACAGACUCAACCAGGAUCGCUGGGUUGUCACCCUACAUGAUGGUAGCUAGUCUACAGAAGCAAAAUGGCUAGAUGACAAACUGUUGUCCUCUUUUAUCUUAGUCAUAGGGACCUUUCUUUGUGUGUCUCAGAAUCAGAUUGAACAGAGUUGACAUUAUCAUCUAAGGCCCCUUGUUAUAAACAUGGCAUCAUGAACACUCAAAAUGCUUGCAAUGGUGCUUAUGCAGAAGUGGCCCUAUAGUUGCAUUAAAAUGAAUAUGCACAUCUGGAAGUAUGGCAAGACCUAAAGAAACAAUAUAGAUGAUGUUUAGCCACAAGACAGGAACAGCCAGAGGCCAUUCUUGAGGGGGGAAAUGCAUUAUCUUCCCCACUUUUUACUAUAAAAGACCGACUUUUUAACAAACGUGCUGUGAAUCAUCUUGACAUCCUUUAGAAGUAUAUUGAGAGGAUAUCAAAGUAAAACAUUCAUAACUGCAUACAGAGACUAUUCUGUUUACCAUAUUUUAGUAUAAUUUUCUAGUGUAACUUUGGCCAGUAGAUUUUAAAAAUUCAUACUGCAAAUUUGAUAAUGUAAAGGUAUAUUUAAU